AUGAAUGAGGGUGAGGGCAAAGAGAGAGAAACAGAGAGCAAGGUCGAAUCAAGUGAGAGAGAAAAGAGAGAGAAGAGUUCAGCCAAAGAAGGAAAAUCAGAGAGAAAACAAAGAAAUUUCUAUGCAAAAACAAGUGAGGUUAAGCGAGCACUAAUUGCAAAACGGCCGAUGAUUGAGUUUGAGGAUGUGUUUCCCGAGGAGGUACCACAUGGUUUACCACCUAUCCGAGGGAUUGAACAUCAAAUUGAUUUUGUUCCCGGUGCUUCUAUCCCAAACCGACCAACAUACAGGAGCAAUCCGGAGGAGACAAAGGAACUUCAAAGGCAAGUUGAAGAAUUGAUGGUGAAAGGGCAUGUGAGAGAAAGCAUGAGUCCUUGUGCUGCUCCAGUGAUUCUAGUUCCCAAGAAGGAUGGGACAUGGAGAAUGUGUGUUGACUGCCGAGCCAUCAACAACAUAACGAUUGAUCUUAAGAGUGGGUAUCAUCAAAUACGAAUGAAAGAAGGUGAUGAAUGGAAGACUGCAUUUAAAACUAAACAUGGAUUCAAGAGUUUGCAUGAUCAUGCCUCACAUUUGCAUUCGGUUUUGGAUGUGCUUAGGAAAGAGAAAUUAUACGCUAACCUCAAGAAAUUUGAAUGUGAUGCUUCUGGUAUUGGUAUUGACACUGUUCUUAUGCAGGAUUGGCGACCACUUGCGUACUUUAGCGAGAAACUAAGUGGGGCUGCACUUAACUACCCCACUUAUGACAAAGAAUUGUAUGCCUUAAUCUCUACUCUUGAUGCUAAAUUACUUGGUUUUGAGCACAUUAAGGAACUUUAUCAUGUUGACCAUGACUUUGGGGAGAUUUAUGGUGCUUGUGAAAAAUCUGUUGAGGGAAAGUUUUAUAGGCAUGAGGAUUUCUUGUUUAGGGAGCAUCAGUUGUGUGUACCUAAUUUUUCUUUGAGAGAUUUCUUUCACUUGAUUUCGUUGGUAUUCUUUUUGUGUUUCAAGUAUAAAGGUAGCAAGGAAAAUGAAUUUGGAGAUUGA
Messenger RNA from Humulus lupulus (European hop), 1023 nucleotides. RefSeq lists its product as uncharacterized. The record is from RefSeq and is a predicted model, not a curated record. The coding region runs from base 1 to 1023 and encodes 340 amino acids. The transcript is spliced from 7 exons. Lineage: Eukaryota; Viridiplantae; Streptophyta; Magnoliopsida; Rosales; Cannabaceae.